GGCAGACAGGGUUUUGUGUUUUCGUGUCUAAAAGAAUUAAACGUUUGGAGCUUGGUUGUGCACAUUUUCCUUCCCUCUUACAAUAAUUGUCAAAGCACAAUGUGAGUGUCCCCAUUACUACUAUAUCCUUUGUUAGUGCAACACACACUUUCACGCUUACCCAUUACUCUGAAAGAGAGAGAAAUCAAGAAUGAUGGAGGGUGAGGGUGGUAGCAAUAAAGAGGAAGCAGGUCCAUCUCAUGGUGGCCCCACUUGGUAUGAGGAAGACAAGAGGAUGGAGGAAGAAGAAGAGGGUGAAACUGAGGAAGAUGACCAUCUUCAAGAUUCUGCUGCUGCUGCUGCUGCUGUUGAUAGCACUACAACUUUUGUUCCUGGUCCUCUUCUUUCUCUUAAAGAUCAAAUUGAAAAGGACCAGAAAUGCAGGGCUAAGGCUGCGCACAAUAGAUCCUUGUGGUCCAGCCUUUCCCCAAGCUCUGUGCAUAGCAAGAUCUUUAGUACACCAGGAUGAUGAGAGCUUGAGAAGGUGGAAAGAAAAACUGCUUGGUUGCUUGGAAAGUGACUUAAAUGGACAAAUGGAACCUGAAGUUAAGUUCCACUCAGUUGGAAUCCUUUCGUCUGACUUUGGGGAGAUAAAUACUCCAUUACCAAUUAAAGAAGAACAAAGCAAAUCUGUUCUCUUUACGCUCAGGGAGGGCUCUGAGUAUCGGCUUAAGCUAACAUUUAGUGUUCUGCACAACAUUGUUUCUGGUUUGGCCUACACAAAUACAGUAUGGAAGGCUGGUCUUCAAGGUGAUACUUCUUUUUGUCGCUGUGUCCUUCCCACAAGAAGUUCCUUCUCAAGAUAUCUAUCUUACUCAAGACAUUCCCAGGACCCAUUCCAAAUUCCUAUUGACUUACUAUUGACUUACUUUUGGCCCCCAAAGGCAUCCCCAAAUAUAUUGUUGGUAAUUCUCUUAUUUUUUUUGAAAUAUUUACAUAUAAAAAAUUUCGCCACAUUUUGUAAGUGAGUUUAUUAUCGUUUACAGUACAUAUAUCUCUGUCUUUUUCUUUCUGCAACACUUACAUGAGAAUAUUAACUGAUUUUACGAGUUGACUCAUUCUUCUACAACUAUACCCACUUGCAUAUUCCAAUGUCUUUUUUUUGUAAUUUUGCUAAAUACAUGACUGAAUAAUAUUUUUACCCUAAGUUAAGCUAUUCGAUCUCGACUUAUUCUUUUUAGUUGUAAUACUCAAAAGCAAGACAUGCAUAUUCAAGAAUCAAUCUGUAAGGCUACAAAGCAAAUUUUGUCAUCUAAGCAACAAUAAGAAAUAUUAGAUUCAUAUUAUGGAAUGUGAAUUUUUGAAGUUAUUCUUUGUUAGUUUGUUUCGGAGGUAGUAAACACUUAACUCACAUCUGUAUCCUUCUAUGUCUGUAGUGCCUCCCCUCCCCCAGCGAUAAAUUUCCACUCCAGAAAAAAGAAAGAAA
Molecule: messenger RNA, 1465 nt
Organism: Capsicum annuum
Lineage: Eukaryota; Viridiplantae; Streptophyta; Magnoliopsida; Solanales; Solanaceae
Product: rho GDP-dissociation inhibitor 1-like
Exons: 6
Coding region: 240-1007 (255 amino acids)
Biological process (GO): Rho protein signal transduction
Cellular component (GO): cytoplasm; membrane; cytosol
Molecular function (GO): protein binding; Rho GDP-dissociation inhibitor activity
Source: RefSeq, a predicted model, not a curated record